This is a messenger RNA of Plutella xylostella (diamondback moth), 5865 nucleotides long. RefSeq names its product kinetochore component rough deal (gene rod). Gene Ontology annotation, cellular component: RZZ complex; cytoplasm; kinetochore microtubule. Gene Ontology annotation, molecular function: small GTPase binding. Lineage: Eukaryota; Metazoa; Arthropoda; Insecta; Lepidoptera; Plutellidae. Gene Ontology annotation, biological process: protein localization to kinetochore involved in kinetochore assembly; mitotic spindle assembly checkpoint signaling; mitotic sister chromatid segregation. The record is from RefSeq and is a predicted model, not a curated record.
UCUGUUCAACUUUGUUCGCCCGUUGGCCCGUUAAAAUUUGAAGUGUUUUUAUUUCUAUUGUGUACCUACUUUUCGAAAGAAAAAUAUCUAUAAAGCUGAAUUUCUGUGUAACAAUGUCUGAAGAAUAUUGCGAUGUUGUAAGGAGGCCUUUAAAUUCCUUUGGCAGCGCAAAACAUUUAAAAACUCACCUUCUUUAUCCUAAGUUGGUGCUCACAAGUAAAUCUGGAAUUGUGAAUAUCAUAAACAUAAAACCAAAUGAAGAAUCUCCAGAAAACGAGCAAUGCUUCAACAUGGAAGAAGAAAUAAUAGACACAGUGCUACAAGAUAAUAUUCUAUGGAUUGUUCUAGCUUCUGGACGCCUCUGCGUAUUAGACGUAACUUUAGAGAACAAAAGAAAUGUUGAGCUAACUAACUUCCCAAAUUACAAAAUCCGGGAUGUACGCACAAUCAAUGGCGCUGUGUAUUUUAUCAGUGAGAGUGAAGAAUGUUUGGUAUCUCAUUAUCCCUCGAAAGAAAUAGUAAAGCUCAUUGAUACAGCUGCGUCUGAGCUACAGAUAACUGUAGAAAAGGUGCGGGAACGCCGAGCGAUCAUGCACCAUAUUUCUACUGUCCAUCUCGGGGGCGUGGACGUGUCUGUGGACCAGGGUUCAAUUGUCGUGGAAUGUCCAAUCACUGGGUUGAAGGAAACUAUUUUAUCUGCUGGAUCAGAUAUCAAGCAGGUCCAGUGUUGGGGUGAGCUGCUGGUGCUGAUGGAUGGCAGCAGCAUGUGGCUCCUGGACUUGGCUGACGCUCGCAUAACACUUGAGUAUAGAACUGAAGGAGUUAAAUACUAUCCAGUGGGGACCUACUCAGAUGCAUUUUACUAUAUCUAUGCUGAUGGAAAGGAGGCUAAGGUGCACUCCAUUCAAAAAGACUUGCAUUCAUUGAAUGAAGUUGGGCCUAACAUGGGUAGCCUGAAAAAAGGUCUCAAGACAAUGGACUCUCAAGAAAUGCUGAAAACUCAACUCAGAUCUAUGGUGGACACUGCAGUCUUACCUGAUAAUGAAGACGUAGAGGUAAUAAAGCAAAUGAAACCCCUUUUUGAACAAAUACAAGAUGUAAAUUUCCUUUUAACAUCUGCUUUAAGACUUUGUGAAUACAACACCAUUUACAAGUGUCUGCUCUACAUUGUUCAAGCAAAAAUUAAAGAUAAUGAUGAUGUAAAAUUGAUUCAAGAAUUGUGUGAUAUCAUGUAUAAAGCAGACCUUACUGAGUACAUAAUUUUCAAAGGUAAUAACAGUUAUAAAGAAAUUAAUUUAUUUGAAUAUAAUUUCAUACAGCUCUGUACUCUAUUUAUAACAAACUCUGAUUUUGAUUUGGCUUGUAUGUGUUGGAGGAAGUACUCUGAUAUGAAAAUUGUUCUAGCUCCUGAUGAUAUUUUGUUAAUUUUAAAUGCCAUUCCAUACAACACAAAAAUAGGUGCAUUAAUUAUUUGGUUAAAGAAUUUUGUGCCAUCAUUAUUGAAGGAAAAUCCAUUUCAUAUUGAUAUAAUAGUGAGAUGGACCACUGAGAGGGUUUUUAAAUUAGAAAGUUCAUCAUACUGGCCCAAAAUUGGCUUAAAAUUUAUAGAUGAAAUAACAAUGGUACUAGAAAAUUCCAUGAAAACUAUUACUAUCAGGCCUGUUUCACUAGAUGAUCUUGAUGUAUUAAAAGUACGAAUUGUCUACAUUAUGGAGUUGAAAGAGAAGUAUAAAAUCAACAUGUUGCUAGCUGAAUUAAGCUCACAAAAUCCAACUGAAGUUUCGCUCAUCAUGUUACACCGUUGCUAUACGGAAGAUCUAGAAUCAUUUUUGCAGGGCUACUUACCAACUUAUGCUACCAGGCAUAAUUUUGAAUUAGAUGACACCUUAAGAUCUUACGUGGAGAGUGUGGCUGCGAGCGGCGGCGGCGGCGUCGAUGGCACUCGCUUACGAAUCUUAUUGAACGCGUUUCGUGUGCCGAGUAACAAGCUUGACUGCCUUCUUAAUGUACUCAGAUACCUUGAUGUUCCAUGGGACGCAAAUAUUCACGAUCUUGCAGUCACUAUGUCUGCAGUCGCUACCAACGACUUCACUUCCACUGACACCGAUAGAGCACUGGCCCGAGAAAUAGAAGAAGAACUGAAUUACGCUACUAUCAAAGUAGUGUUAAAAAAAUAUAACUACCCUAUGUCUCACACUGACUACCUACUGGUGAUUCAUAAAAUUAUUUCCGCCCCUAAAGUGGACCUGAAAGACCUAAAAACUAUAAUGAAUAUAUCAGCCUCUUUGAAAAGCUAUGGAAGCCUAUUAUACAUUCAUAGAUGCUUAACUGAUUGUAAUACUAAACUCGCCUUGGAAUAUUUUGAUGGUUUAACUGAAAAAGAGGGCAGGGUGACAUUGAAAUCAGCUAUGGCCAAAUAUGAGUUUUUAAUCAUGAACAAUAAUCAAGACGGCAAAACAAUCGAAAGAUGCUAUAUUGAUUUCUUCAAAGGAACUCAAUUGUUGGAUGACGUUGAAAUUACGACAGUCGAAAAUAUGUAUCAUUUGAAAAAUUCUUAUGACACUAAAUUUAGCAUGAAUGAAAUGUAUUGUGAGGAUUCUCAAAACGAAGACUCCCAGCGAAGCAUAGAUGUGGCUGAUCCGAAAACUACCGACCGUAGUAAACAUUUGGCACGGCUUUCUAGAACGCAUCAUUGGCGCAACUCUGCACUUUUCAGUCAGUUACAACGGAUAUGCACCACCAGCAAAGUCCGAAUGUUUACAGAGAAUAUCUUGAGUAAGUUGGAGAACAUUUCAAGCCAUGAAAUUUCCUCCUUAUUAUCGAAAUUUCUAGAUGGAACCGACAAUUCUGCAUUUUUAUUGGAAUUGUCCAGGGUAUUUGUCCAGCUUAUCUCUAAUUGUGCUGAAGAACACAUGUACCAUCUGACUAAAGUUUUGUCCAUUCUCAAUGCCAUGAUCAACACUAGCAUCGUGAUGAAGAAUCUCUCAACUGCUUGGAUCUUCCAUUACAUCUACAUGCCAAUGUCAUCAUUUUCAGCUGAAGACUGUUUGUUACAGUUCUACUCCAGGGUUGACAGUAAACAAGGGUACGAAUACGAUAAUGAUUACUUGGCAAGCUUGUGCAACAGAAACGACUUUAUACCUUUCAGAUUAUUUGCAAACAUGGCAGGCUCAUCUGCUUCUGUGGAUGAUGUGUUUAGACACUUCAAAGAUAAAACUCUGAAGAGAAUAAUAUCCAAGGUUUGCGUUCUGCAAGAAACGGACGAAUUGUUCCUUACUAGUAUGUUGCUCAUGCUCAACACAGAUAAUGUUGAAGAAUUUGGCAAUUAUAUGCUAGAUAUUCUCAAAGGACCCAAUGAAUCCAUGCCUCAAGGCGCCCUGACUUACCUCGCAUCACCAGUAGUUAGACGCGUGUUUGGCGUUGAUGGCAUAGCAGGAAAUGUCGCAUCUUAUCCGCCUCAAUACAUCCUCAAAUCUAAAUACAAUAUGACUCUAGCAGACAUAGCAUUACCCGAUAUCACUGAAGAAACUUGGGAUGUGAAACUAGUACUGUUCUUAGUUUUGAAACAACAGCCUCAUUUAUCCCUCGAAAGACUGAUCGAUCUGUGUAAAACGCUGAAUGUUGCAAUAGACGAUGGACUUUCUCUUCAGUUGAUAGCUGUUCUCACUACCUGGAAUCUGAACUAUGAAAUAUCCAAUGAUGAAUUAGGACGCCAGCAAGUCAAGGUCGAAAAAGACGAAAAACCUUUGGUGGAUGAAUGUACGAUUUUGUGGGAAAGUAUAAAAGAUAAAGCUUUUCUGAGAGAUAUAUUGAAUGAUUUUUGGAAGAAUGGCGAAGUCUCCUUGCACGGCCGUUUGAUAUCUAUUAAUCCGUAUUUCUAUGAAGUUUACCUUUGCAUCUAUUAUAUGUUGUUUGGAACUGGGAAGAGUAAAGAAUACUUCUUACUCAACUUUUUGAAAGGUUACAAGAGGAAGAGCUCUCCUCAACAAUAUGAAUUUGAACUGUUUUCAGUCAAAGGAAUGUUCCCCGAAAUUGGUCACCACAGACUUCCAUUCCACCUCUUCCUGCGUGACGACAUGUGGUUGAACUUGAAAUCCGAAAUCACUUUGGAAACGUAUGAGCAAUGGUUACCCGCCGUUGCUUUACUAGCGUUGGACAAAGAUGUCCAGACGGCCAAAGACAUGAUCUGCAGCAAUGCCUUGAAGCAAACAAUGAAGACUAGGAAAGUGGAAAGUACGGAUCCCGAGGCGAAGGACACAGAGCCGUGGCGCCUGUCUACUCGGGAGGAGCCACUUCUGAAGUCAGCUCAUCGCUGCGUCCGACAUAUUGCGAAUAUGGAGUGGGCCGGAGCUUGCCUAUUCUAUGUCCUGCAAGGCUGCGGGCGAGGAGCAGACCAAGUGGCGGCCGCCCAGCUGUGCUACCACUUCGCACAGCGCUGGGACGCAUUACAACCCGGUAAUCGAGCAGUAAGAAAAAUGGAACGCCUUCAUUCAACCCUAUCAACUCGACAUGCUUUACAUAAAAUAGAAUGGGCUACUGAGGAAUUGGUGCAACUAGUUACAGAACCCACUCAACUUAUCAGAGCGUUGUAUCUCCAUCCGAAAUUCGUCGAGAAAAUGACGAGAUUUGACGUCAACAACGCUGCUAAUGAGAUUGCGGACAAAAAUGGUAUUAACAUCAGUUCCAUCAGAAUACAGAUAUUAGAAAAUUUACUGGAAAAAGGCAGCGACACCAAAAGCAGGAAUUCUUUCGGAUUGGAUAACAGAGACUUGAUGACUGCUAAGUACAUUCUGAAAGCCACUUGUUCAAAAAUGGGAGCAAUAUAUCUAUCUCGUAUUGCAUUUGAUGAAGAGACAGACUUUAACAAGCAUAAGAAGUUAAGGGCGUUGCAAUGCUUGAUGAGCAUCGUCGAGCCAGACACAGCUCCAAAAGUAACAAAUAGAAAACGAGAAGAGCUAUGGAGUUCACUAUUGGAGCUGUUCUAUACAAUCAAUUUGGAAUACAUUGAUAUGCCAUGGGCGGUAGGCCCUUUUAUUCAAGAUAAAACGCGGGCACUUCGACAAAUUCUUGAAGCAAAUGAAAGUAACAUUGAAGGACUGAAGUUGGUAGCAGAGCUGACGCGCUUAUACGGUGAUGGUCCCACUAUUAUCAAAGUGAUACCUUACUUGCUGCGCGCCUCGCUCUAUGACGAGAUGAUUCCCUUGCUGUCGAAAAUACACACGACACCGGGAGAAAUAAUCCGCAAGGCGUGGCGGGCCGUCCUGCUAUCGCCGUUCCUUUCUGCCGACUAUCCCAUCACUGAACGUCAGAAGGCUAAUUGCCUGAAAACUAUAAACUUACUGCCGCUUUGUCCAGUCAUAAGAGACGAAGAUCUCAAAGAGAUAUGGAAAAACUGUGUCAGAUGUAAAGCAUUUGGUAUUGGAUGCCUAGUACUGCCCUACAUGACUAUGGAAUCACGGCAGAGCUUGCCUGAACUUCGAAGGAUUGAUAGACGCAAUUUGAUUGCAAGUUUAAAGAAUUUGCACACAGACACAUAUCUUGUGUCAGGUGCAAUGUUUGUAGUCGAGAAUAUGAUCUCCAAGGGUGGUUAUCGUUAGUCAAAUCGCAGUAUCGUAAAUUGAAGAUUUUGAAGCAUCAGUAAUAUCAGUAUCAAUUCACCUUAAUUUAAAGUCUGUUAUGUAUACCCCCAUUAACAUAAUAAUAAGUAGUUGUACUUGUAAGGAGAGAUUCAUGUUUUUUAUAAUCAUUAAGUUCUGUUGUAAUAUAAGCAAAAGGUGCUAAUCUGAAUACCCUAUAGUUUAUAGUAUUGAUUUUAUGUACCUAUCUGUUGUAAGUAUCUAAACUAAGUUAUUAAUUAAGAACUCA